AUGUCCAUCACAACCACAGUCACAAAAAAGAAAUGCGGUGUCCUCGGAGCCACAGGCUCAGUCGGCCAACGAUUCAUUCUGCUCCUCGCUGACCACCCAAACUUGGUCCUCCACAAAGUCGGCGCCUCGUCUCGUUCCGCCGGAAAGAAAUACAAGGAUGCCGUGAAAUGGAAGCAGGCCAUGCCCAUGUCCAAGGAUCUCAGCGAGCUGAUCGUUCAAGACUGCACGGCGGACAAGUUUGCGGACUGCGAUCUUGUAUUUUCUGGAUUGGAUAGCGACAUUGCCGGUGAUGUUGAAAUGCAAUUCAUUAAAGCCGAAAUUCCCAUCUUCUCCAACGCCAAAAACUACCGCAAACACCCUCUGGUCCCCCUCGUCGUCCCCACCGUCAAUCCGUCGCAUCUCGAACUCAUUCCCCAUCAGCGCAAAGAAUUCGGCCUUAAAAAAGGUUUCCUAGUGUGUAACUCCAACUGCGCCGUUAUUGGAAUCGUCAUUCCCUUUGCCGCUCUACAAGCCAAGUUCGGCGCCGUUGAAGAAGUCGAGAUAUUUACAGAGCAAGCCGUUUCGGGAGCUGGAUACCCCGGUGUUCCCUCGAUGGAUAUUGUGGAUAAUGUGAUCCCAUUCAUAAGUGGAGAAGAGGAUAAACUUGAGAACGAGGCACAGAAGAUUCUCGGUGGACUCAAUACCGAGGCAACGGCUUUCCAGGAACAAUCCGGUCUACGUGUAGGCGCUACAUGUACCCGUGUCGGUGUGACAGACGGCCACAUGGCAUUCGUCUCGCUACGAUUCAAGAACAGAGAUUCCAUCCCCAGUGCGGAACAGGUCAAGCAGGCUCUGCGGGAAUACCAGUCAGAAGCCCAGAAAUUGGGCGCUCAUUCAGCGCCCGAAAAUGCGAUUGUCGUCUUUGAUGAACCUGAUCGUCCUCAACCGAGACUCGACCGUAAUAUCUCUGGUGGAUAUGCGGUCAGCGUUGGACGUGUGCGCGAGGGUGCGCCGGGAGGGCAUUUUGAUAUUCGGUUUGCUUGUUUGUCGCACAAUACUGUCAUUGGGGCUGCGGGAUCGUCUAUUUUGAAUGCGGAGGUUGCUAUCAUCAAGGGAUACCUUUAA
Molecule: messenger RNA, 1104 nt
Organism: Talaromyces amestolkiae
Lineage: Eukaryota; Fungi; Ascomycota; Eurotiomycetes; Eurotiales; Trichocomaceae
Exons: 2
Coding region: 1-1104 (367 amino acids)
Biological process (GO): L-threonine biosynthetic process
Molecular function (GO): aspartate-semialdehyde dehydrogenase (NADP+) activity; protein dimerization activity; NAD binding
Source: RefSeq, a predicted model, not a curated record